AUGCUGAGCUCACCGGUCUCGAACUCCCCCAAGAACCUCCCAGUGGAUCCGGUCACAACAGACUCGGCAUUCGCUACACCGACUGCAAGAAGUGUGAAGAAGCAGUCAACAGCUGGUGGAAGCAAAACGUCCACGGAUGGAAAGGCUCUCUGUCGAAUCUGCCUGGAUGACAGUCAGGAACACUCAAAGCUGAUAUGUCCAUGUAACUGCAAGGGUACAGUUGCAAAAACUCACUCCUCAUGCUUAGAAAAAUGGGUUGAAAUCACACAUAAUACGAACUGCCAGAUAUGCGGUACAGACUAUGAACUCGAAUCUUAUGGUUGGAAAAGAAUCACAGAAUGGAGCUAUCCACGUCCAUUAUCUAACGAAUGGGAAGACGUGCUAGACUUCCGCUGUUGCAUAGCGUGGAUCAUUUAUUUCAGUAGAUAUGUCUAUAUGAAUGCUACUUAUGGAACACAGGAGACGAAUCGUCAAAUUGCGGAAGCAAUUGGUGAUGGAGUGUUCGCGAAAUGUUGGUGGUUCGCAUUUUGGAUGAAUAUGAUCUAUUAUGGAUCGAUCACAGUAUUGCUAGCGGAUCAAUGGGUCACCGAGAAUCGUGUCUACAGAUUUCGUGAUCGUCGACCAAAAAAGUGA
Molecule: messenger RNA, 633 nt
Organism: Necator americanus (New World hookworm)
Lineage: Eukaryota; Metazoa; Nematoda; Chromadorea; Rhabditida; Ancylostomatidae
Exons: 1
Coding region: 1-633 (210 amino acids)
Biological process (GO): protein ubiquitination
Molecular function (GO): ubiquitin-protein transferase activity; zinc ion binding
Source: RefSeq, a predicted model, not a curated record